GGCGCGGUGUGGGGAGGGGUGGCGGGGAUCUGUCGCCCGGAACGCGCAGCGCCGUGCGCGCCCCUUGCGGGCCCCUCCUUCCCUUCGAUGGCUUGGCCGGCUGCAGCCGUCCCUGCGCACGCGCACUAAGCCCACCCCGCGCCCUCCGGUGCCAGUCCACCGGUGUCCUCGCGCUGUGCGAAAUCUGGCGCCGCCGCCGCUGGGGUAGCGGCGUUUUUCCCCAGGCGCGCACGCGCACUCGCGCCCUCGGUGUCCGCGCGUGCCCAUCUUCCCGGGCUACAGUCCUCGCGGCGCGCUCGGCCCCGUGGGCCGUUAUCCACCUUCCAACCCCCGCCCGGGCGCCUCUCGUCCCUCAGAAACGCACGCGCACUUGCGAGAGGGUCUCCAGCACGCGCACGGCCGCAGAAGGAGGCGACAACGCCGCCGCCGCCAUUGCGCGGGAGGGAGGGAGGGAGCGAGCGAGGCUGGUCCGCCCUCCCCCUGGUUCCCGCCCCUCCCCCUUCUCCUCCCCGCCCCCCGCCCCGAGGGAGAGCCGCGGCGCGGCGGGAGGAGGAGGAGGUGGAGGAGGCGGAGGAGGGAGCCCGCGAGGGAGGGUCCGCCCGGCCCCCCGCCGCCGGAGCCGCCACCGCCGCCUCAGCCGCCUCAGGAACGAGUCGCUAGGGGAACAUGGCGCCGGGCCCGCCGUCGCUGCGGCCGGGAUCGCGGAGGUCGGGGCCGCGCUGAGGGCGCCCCCAAGGCUGGCAGACAUGUUGGCUAUUUGGCGAUGAGAAGUAGGAAGAACUGACAUUAUACUGGUUUAGAACACUAUGGGACCUGACAUUUGUCCUGCUUGGGCAGCCAGUGUCCACUGGUACUGCUAAGAAGCCCUCACUCUACUUGCAGAACACUAAUCUGAUCUUGGAAGUGGCUGAUUGUGGCAGGAUGUUUCGAAGAUGAUGAUGGCAAGAAAGCAAGAUGUCCGAAUCCCCACCUACAACAUCAGUGUGGUGGGAUUGUCAGGCACUGAGAAGGAGAAAGGCCAGUGCGGCAUUGGGAAGUCUUGUCUAUGUAACCGCUUUGUGCGCCCAAGUGCUGAUGAGUUUCACCUGGACCACACUUCCGUCCUCAGCACCAGUGACUUUGGUGGGCGGGUGGUCAAUAAUGACCACUUUCUGUACUGGGGAGAAGUUAGCCGCUCCCUGGAGGACUGUGUGGAAUGUAAGAUGCACAUUGUGGAGCAGACUGAGUUUAUUGACGAUCAGACUUUUCAACCUCAUCGAAGCACGGCACUGCAGCCUUAUAUCAAGAGAGCUGCAGCCACCAAGCUUGCUUCAGCUGAAAAACUUAUGUAUUUUUGCACUGACCAGCUGGGGCUGGAGCAAGACUUUGAGCAGAAACAGAUGCCAGAUGGGAAGCUGCUGGUUGACGGUUUCCUUCUGGGCAUCGAUGUUAGCAGGGGCAUGAACAGGAACUUUGAUGACCAGCUCAAGUUUGUCUCCAAUCUCUACAAUCAGCUUGCAAAAACAAAAAAGCCCAUAGUGGUAGUCCUGACUAAGUGUGAUGAGGGCGUUGAGCGGUACAUUAGAGAUGCACAUACUUUUGCCUUAAGCAAAAAGAACCUCCAGGUUGUAGAGACCUCUGCAAGGUCCAAUGUGAAUGUGGACUUGGCUUUCAGCACCUUAGUGCAACUCAUUGAUAAGAGUCGAGGGAAGACAAAAAUCAUCCCUUACUUUGAAGCCCUCAAACAGCAGAGUCAGCAGAUAGCUACAGCAAAGGACAAGUAUGAGUGGUUGGUGAGCCGCAUUGUGAAAAAUCACAAUGAGAACUGGCUGAGUGUCAGCCGAAAGAUGCAGGCCUCCCCUGAGUACCAGGACUAUGUCUACCUGGAAGGGACACAGAAGGCCAAGAAGCUCUUCCUCCAACACAUUCACCGCCUCAAGCAUGAGCAUAUUGAACGUCGGAGAAAGCUGUACCUAGCAGCUCUGCCAUUGGCUUUUGAAGCCCUCAUACCUAAUCUAGAUGAAGUGGACCACCUGAGCUGCAUUAAAGCAAAAAAGCUGUUAGAGACCAAGCCAGAGUUCUUAAAGUGGUUUGUUGUACUUGAAGAAACACCAUGGGAUGCCACCAGCCACAUUGACAACAUGGAAAAUGAACGGAUUCCCUUUGACUUGAUGGAUACUGUCCCUGCUGAGCAGUUGUAUGAGACCCACUUGGAGAAGCUGAGGAAUGAGAGGAAGAGAGCUGAGAUGCGAAGGGCUUUCAAAGAAAACCUGGAGACCUCUCCUUUCAUAACUCCAGGGAAACCUUGGGAAGAAGCUCGUAGUUUUAUUAUGAAUGAAGAAUUCUACCAGUGGUUGGAAGAAUCUGUGUAUAUGGACAUCUAUGGCAAGCACCAAAAGCAGAUUAUAGACCGGGCAAAGGAAGAGUUCCAAGAGUUGCUUUUGGAGUAUUCAGAAUUAUUUUAUGAGCUGGAGCUGGAUGCUAAACCCAGCAAGGAAAAGAUGGGUGUCAUCCAGGAUGUUCUGGGUGAAGAACAACGAUUUAAAGCAUUGCAGAAGCUCCAGGCAGAGCGUGAUGCCCUCAUUCUGAAGCACAUUCAUUUUGUGUACCACCCGACGAAGGAGACAUGCCCAAGCUGUCCAGCUUGUGUAGAUGCUAAGAUUGAACACUUGAUCAGUUCUCGCUUUAUCCGACCAUCUGAUAGGAAUCAGAAGAACUCUCUUUCUGACCCUAAUAUUGAUAGGAUCAAUUUGGUUAUCUUAGGCAAAGAUGGCCUUGCCAGAGAGUUGGCCAAUGAAAUUCGAGCUCUUUGUACAAAUGAUGACAAGUAUGUGAUAGAUGGUAAAAUGUAUGAGCUUUCUCUGAGGCCAAUAGAGGGGAAUGUCCGGCUUCCUGUGAACUCUUUCCAGACACCAACCUUCCAACCCCAUGGCUGUCUCUGCCUUUACAAUUCAAAGGAGUCACUGUCCUAUGUGGUUGAAAGUAUAGAGAAGAGCAGAGAGUCUACACUGGGCAGGCGGGAUAAUCACUUAGUCCAUCUCCCCUUGACCUUAAUUUUAGUUAACAAGAGAGGGGACACAAGUGGAGAGACUCUGCACAGCUUGAUACAGCAAGGUCAGCAGAUUGCCAGCAAACUUCAGUGUGUCUUUCUUGAUCCUGCUUCUGCUGGCAUUGGUUAUGGACGAAACAUUAAUGAGAAGCAGAUCAGUCAAGUUCUGAAGGGACUCCUGGACUCUAAGCGCAACUUAAACCUGGUUAGCUCUACUGCUAGUAUCAAAGAUUUGGCUGAUGUGGACCUUCGAAUUGUCAUGUGUCUGAUGUGUGGUGAUCCCUUUAGUGCAGAUGACAUUCUCUCUCCUGUCCUGCAGUCCCAAACUUGUAAAUCUUCGCACUGUGGGAGCAGCAACUCUGUUUUACUUGAACUUCCAAUUGGACUACACAAGAAGCGCAUUGAGCUAUCUGUUCUUUCAUACCAUUCCUCAUUUAGCAUCCGAAAGAGCCGGUUGGUUCAUGGGUACAUUGUUUUUUAUUCAGCCAAACGUAAGGCCUCCUUGGCAAUGUUACGUGCCUUUCUUUGUGAAGUGCAGGAUAUUAUCCCCAUCCAGCUUGUCGCACUCACUGAUGGCGCUAUAGAUGUCCUGGACAAUGACUUAAGUCGAGAGCAGCUAACAGAGGGAGAGGAAAUUGCACAAGAAAUUGAUGGGAGAUUUACAAGUAUCCCUUGUAGCCAGCCCCAGCAUAAACUUGAGCUCUUUCAUCCCUUUUUUAAAGAUGUGGUGGAGAAAAAGAACAUAAUUGAGGCCACACACAUGUAUGAUAAUGUGGCUGAAGCCUGCAGCACCACUGAGGAGGUGUUCAACUCCCCCAGAGCUGGGUCACCCCUCUGCAACUCAAAUUUACAGGACUCAGAAGAAGAUGUGGAGCCUCCAUCGUACCACCUGUUUCGGGAAGAUACGACAUUGCCCUCCCUGUCCAAAGAUCAUUCCAAGUUCUCUAUGGAACUGGAGGGAAAUGAUGGGCUAUCUUUCAUAAUGAGCAAUUUUGAGAGUAAACUGAACAACAAAGUACCUCCACCAGUCAAACCAAAGCCUCCUGUGCAUUUUGAUAUCACAAAAGAUCUAUCUUACUUAGACCAAGGCCAUCGGGAAGGACAGAGGAAGUCUAUGUCUUCUAGCCCCUGGAUGCCUCAGGAUGGGUUUGAUCCUUCUGACUAUGCAGAGCCCAUGGAUGCUGUGGUCAAGCCUAGGAAUGAGGAAGAAAACAUAUACUCAGUGCCACAUGACAGCACCCAGGGCAAGAUCAUUACCAUUCGGAACAUCAACAAAGCCCAGUCCAAUGGCAGUGGUAAUGGUUCUGACAGUGAGAUGGACACAAGUUCUCUAGAGCGAGGCCGCAAGGUAUCUGCAGUGAGUAAACCUGUGCUGUACAGGACGAGAUGCACUCGCCUGGGGCGGUUUGCUAGUUACCGCACCAGCUUCAGUGUCGGGAGUGAUGAUGAGCUGGGACCCAUCCGAAAGAAAGAGGAGGACCAGGCAUCCCAAGGUUAUAAAGGGGACAAUGCUGUCAUUCCAUAUGAAACAGAUGAGGACCCCAGGAGGAGGAAUAUCCUUCGAAGUCUAAGGAGGAACACCAAGAAACCAAAGCCCAAACCCCGGCCAUCCAUCACAAAGGCAACCUGGGAGAGUAACUAUUUUGGGGUGCCCUUAACAACAGUGGUGACUCCAGAGAAGCCGAUACCCAUUUUCAUUGAAAGAUGCAUUGAGUACAUCGAAGCCACUGGACUAAGCACUGAAGGCAUCUACCGGGUCAGUGGAAACAAGUCAGAAAUGGAAAGUUUGCAAAGGCAGUUUGAUCAAGACCACAAUCUGGACCUGGCAGAGAAAGACUUCACCGUGAACACUGUGGCAGGGGCCAUGAAGAGUUUUUUCUCAGAGCUACCAGACCCCCUAGUACCAUACAGCAUGCAGAUUGACUUGGUGGAAGCUCACAAAAUCAACGACAGGGAACAGAAGUUGCAUGCUCUGAAGGAAGUGCUGAAGAAAUUCCCAAAGGAAAACCAUGAAGUCUUCAAAUAUGUCAUCUCCCACCUGAACAAAGUCAGCCACAACAACAAGGUGAAUCUUAUGACCAGUGAGAACCUGUCCAUCUGCUUCUGGCCCACACUGAUGCGGCCUGACUUCAGCAGCAUGGACGCCCUCACAGCCACGCGCUCCUACCAGACCAUCAUCGAGCUCUUCAUCCAGCAGUGCCCCUUCUUCUUCUACAACCGGCCCAUCAGCGAGCCGCCAGGGGCUGCGCCUGGCUCCCCUUCAGCCAUGGCUCCCACUGUCCCCUUCCUCACCUCUACACCUGCUAUCAGUCAGCCAUCACCUCCUCAGUCACCUCCUCCAACCCCUCAGUCCCCAAUGCAGCCAUUGCUCUCCUCUCAGCUCCAAGCCGAACACACACUCUGAGCCACCACAGCCCAGGAAGCAGGAAAACCAGUUGUCUUCUUGACAGGGUGGCAUUUGGCCUUGAACAAAAUCAUGUCCCCUGGGGUGGAAGUCACAGCCAAGCGCCUUUUUAAGACUUCAGUAGUGGCACUAGCCGGUGUCCAUCACAACUGGGCAGCUGAGCACCUUGCUCUUCACCUGCCCUGGCUAUGGCUGUGGCAAGCUGUGAGGCCUCGCCUUGGUCUGGGCCAAUCUGAGGACUGAACUGACCAGAUAGCGGCCCCAUCACCCUUACUGCUCCUUGGACCCCUUGGCCCAACCUGUCUGCCUGCACCAGUGUCAGGCCCCACCAUCGGGAUCUCACCCCAGCCUCUGCCAGGGGCAGAGGUAACCCCAGCAGGGCUGGCCCCUCUAAAGAGGACAUUUCCCAGUUUGUCCUCUCUCGUUGUCCAUAACUACACACCUGCAGCGGGGUUCUGGGGAACAUGUGAGCUAUGGCUCUGCUACCCCAUAGGACACACUGGGGCACUGGCAUGGCCCAACAGCACAGCAAGAGGAGAGCUUUGUGCCUAGACCCAGUGUGUGGCUUUCCUCCAACCCCUUCCCUGGCUUCUGAUCCAUUCCCUGCAGCAAAGGAACACUGGAAGAAAGAUGGACUCCUCCACAGAAAGACAGAAACCACGGGAAGAAAAAAGACCUCAAGUGUCCACUCCCACCUGCUAGGUGGCUACUGGGUAAAAAGUCCCUUUGUCUAUGUGUGACAGCAAAGCAAGGACACCUGGGCAGUAACUACAACCACAGCCCCCUCCCCUCACCCCCUGAGAAAACAGCCCUUGGAAGGAUUGUUCGCAUGGCCCUUACCCUGCUGCCAACCAACACACUACAUACACUACUAUAGAAACACUACAGGUGCACACAGCACCCAGGUUGGCAUGUUUGGUGUUGAAGUGGGUCAUUUCAUUCCAUGUUGUAGAUGCAACCAGAAAGGGUGUCUGGGACAUGAGCAGUAUGGCACCUUCCAGAAAUGAUCAUCUGGUUAUGGGAUGGAGGGACCUGUUCUCAAGCAAAGGCACUAUGCCUGGCUUGUCAUCACUGACCCGGCAGCCUCCCCAUACUCUGCUCCUGAUGUAGCAGCCCUUGUCAGUUCCUGCCUUUGCCCCCCCCCCACUUUAAUCUAAGCACUGGGCCAUGAAAUCUGACACUAAGGUACCCUGAGCAUAGGAGGGGCAUGGGUUGCACCAUUGCACUUUAGAAAUAACACGUGGGAGUGUUCCCAAGGGCCUCAGGUGGACUGCCACCCUGCCUUUACCUCUGUAGAACAAGAGGAGGAUGGCUGGCCCCUGGCCCAGGGUCCUGGCUGUCUCCCUAUCUCUAAUACUUGGCAACAUAAGGUGCUUGCAAACACUAAGGCUGCCCCCUGCAAAGUAAUCUCCAAGACAAAACCAAACCCAAGGUACAAAUGUGUUAUACGUAAAUGCUUUCCUUCCUGGGGUUCUGUGUUGGAUGUUGUGGGCCUGGAGUCAGUAGGAACAUAAUGUGUGUGGUGUCCACUAAGGUUGCAGGCAGUCCCCUUCCUUGACUUCAUGCCCCAAGCCUCAGCUAUUUGAAAUGGCUUCCAUACAGUAGUUUCCAUGUUGGGCCUUUGCAGAGAUAGAAGUGGAGCCAUCCUGCUGUGAACAGUUAUGAACCAGGCCACCCAUCUAUGAGGCUGCUGCCUGUGCCUGUUUUGUCGGCAGUGGGUGGCAGACAGAGGCAGGCACAUGGCUAGUAGAGCCCUGCUUGGACCUCACUUUGUGGACACCAGACUGGUGCACCUCACUUCUGCUUCAGAGACUCUUGAGUGACCUUCCCACUCAUGACAAGGCAACCUGGGGAACUACAGAAGUCAGGGCACUCAGGCUUGAGUGGGUGGCCAGGUCAGCUGCUGCCCUACCAGAAAGUAGCUCUGGAGGUGACCAGAGCCUGUCACCACCCAACAUCACAGCACGCAGGGCUGGGUUUUGUGUCUCUUGUUGGGUAGUAUGUGUUCCAUCUGCACUGUUCCAGCUUCUCAUCUCUACCUUUUAAGGGAGAUAGAAAUGUCUGGAGCUCUGUGUUGCCCCGUCCUCUCCAUUUUCCCCAGCCAAGGCAGGCAGCCACAGUAGCCGACUUCUUAGAACCUUCAUACGAUCUCCUCCUACUGCAUGGGGUGACAUAAGAGCAACCUGUAGGCCAGAGGGGUGGGUGAGCCCUCCUGUGCUCUGUACCCCUGGCUAGUGGGAAGACUCCCUGAAGACCUGCAUCCCCUAAGUGAGGACCCUACAGGGUACCUUGAGCUCUGCCCCCAGACCCACAGACUUAACAGUGAGCCAACUAUGAUACUCAUCUCCCAAAGUCAUCUACAGAUGGCAGGUUAAAGAAGGUGGUUCUCCAUUCCACAUCCAUUACCAGUGUGCAUGGGGAGGGCACGGGGGUGAACUGGGUCAGUCUAGGCCUGCAGCAGCCAGGGACACUGCAGAGGUGAAGGCUAGAGGCACUAUUACCCAACCAUGAAGCCACCCAAGUAGUGGAGCCAGGACAUAAGUUAUUGUUCACAUUAAAGAAUCAUGUUCCCUGUGUACAUUUUAAGCAAAGGAAAAGUCUCGGGAUUGUAUGGGAAUAAAACUUGUUUGAAAAUUUGGAA
Molecule: messenger RNA, 8073 nt
Organism: Mastomys coucha (southern multimammate mouse)
Lineage: Eukaryota; Metazoa; Chordata; Mammalia; Rodentia; Muridae
Gene: Arhgap35
Product: Rho GTPase activating protein 35
Exons: 7
Coding region: 933-5432 (1499 amino acids)
Biological process (GO): signal transduction
Molecular function (GO): GTPase activity; GTP binding
Source: RefSeq, a predicted model, not a curated record